AUGACUAUUUUCAAACUUUCUUGGUCAUCAAAACGUCGAUUCGUUACGCCCGAUCCAUCGGCGGAAAGUGAAGGGGCUUUUGUUAAACGUUGCUCAAAAGUUCUCGAUCAGAUCAUUCACGAAGAGAGCAAAUUUCUUGAUACUUCUGACGGAGAACCACAGUCGAUCUUGUCAUCUGGAGGUGAUGCUUUAUUCAACAACGAGGAAGAAACUAUUAUAGACACAAAUCUUCAUCAUCAAAAAGAAAUGCGCGACGACUUUGAUAAAGAAAAUAAUGUACAAGGACAACCAUGUACAUCAUCGGCACCUGAUAUGGAAGAAUUGGGAGUUUCAGCUGUACUGUGCGGUGGGGUUGUAGAGACAAAUUCAAGUCGAGAAAUGAGAGUAUUCAAACGGGUUCUUCGCGAGCCACCUCUCCGCAAACCGUUUCAUCUUUUCUUGGAACAACAAUUCUGUGCUGAGAAUUUGAACUUUUAUGUGGCCGUUGAACAAUUUCAUGAUUUACCCCAUGAAUCUACCUCUAGAGCUGCUAUUGAAAAUCGAGAGCUUGUUGCAAGACGGAUAUACGAGAGACAUUUUGCUCCGAAUUCAAUGGAACCGGUAAAUGUUGAUAAUAGUACGAGUAAACGGAUUAGAGAAGCCAUCUCCGCCCAACAUUAUCAUCGGACAGUUUUUGAUGUAGCUCAAUAUCAGAUCUUUCAUUUGUUGAAGUACGAUUGUUGGCCGAGAUAUUUAAAAGCCGGUGGGAUUGCUCCCGAAUUCAGCGAUGAAGAAUUGGCUGAUGAGGCAGACAGAAAAGAUUCUGAUGGACGAGGAGAUCAUGAUGAUCAAGCAGGACCAAGUGGAGGUGGAGGAAAAGAAAAAGGACGAGGAUGGGCAUCGAGUGCGAUUGCAGCUAUUGCUGGCAGUGGAAGCCCGAAUAGUUCGACAAAGGAAAAGCGUCGAUCGGGUGGUUUUUGGCAUGGAUUCGAUCGGAUUAGUCGUCGAUUGAAGAAAGAUGGCCAAUCAGAGGCACAUCAAGGAUCGAGGAGUUCGGGAGGAGCGGGAAGUCCUGUUGCUGAGAAAAGACAUUCACAAGUACAUCGGACAAGCUCUUCAAGAGGAGGAAGUUCGAAUGAAGAAAGGAGAAAAAGUUACAGUUCUGAACUCGAAGAUGAGUGUUGCUCAACAACGGGUGGGCGACCAGGAGUUUCAUCGGUUGGAUCACGAAGAAGACAUCUUUUCUCACAGGGAAAACAAAUCUCAAUGCCAGCUGAGAUUCAUGCUCAAAUUUCAUCACAUCGAGUUGCACCAAGAGUCAUCAAAAAGUCGUGCACUUUAAUGAGUGGAGACUCGUGUUCAUCUGAACUUGUUGAAUUGGAUGAUCCGAGUUUUUCGGUAGCAAAAUGGACACAAACACUGUCAGCGAAGUUAGGAUUGGAUGCAAAAUGUUGUGAAGCGGUUGAUGCACAGACAGGAUGCACAAUCGAUCCAUGUCGACAAGCAAUUGAUGCCCUGCAGAAUCGUUUUGUGAGAAUCGUCCCUGUUGUGACAAUGGCUAUCGAAAUACUACCAAGCAAUUUCAACUUUAAAAGUCCACAAACAACACCACCAAAAAUUGUGCUCUUGCGUGCCCGACAUUCUCUAUCAACAGCUGCUGCAUUGAGACCACUAUUGGCAAAAUAUUCAGUUGAUUUGGCAAUGAUUGUUGUGGUGAUUGGAGGGACACUGGAACAAAUAUCACGUUUAAGUGUCCAAAUUGGGAAUAUUGGAUCGAAGACAUUGACUGUGAUGUCACAUGCUCAAUUUCAAGAACGUCAACAAGGCAAAGAAAUGGGUCGUGUAAAUUGGAAAGAUCCAUUGGCAUCAAUUCCACCAGAACAAAGUGCUCUUUUACAAUAUCAUCAACAUGGAGAUAUAUCAUAUUGUGAAAUAACAAGUGAAGCUGAAAGAGCAAAAUUGAGGGGUGAGCACAGUCUUGGAUUGACAAAAUUCUUGAGAAAAGCCUCUGCUGCAGUGACAAAUAAAGAAGAACCACCAAAGGAACAAAAAACAAGUCUCAAGGGAACACAAGCAACGGGUGUGCGUAGACGAAGUGUUGGACAAGGAGUUGCAUCGGGAGUGUAUUGUGGAGAAGAACCACAAAAUGAUCCCAAUCAAAAAGAACCGGCAAAAAAGAGAUUGUCCAUAUUCAAAAAUAAAGGCGAAGAAAGGUCGGGAGGUGAAAAAAGUCCGAUACCUGGAACAAGAAGAAGUCCACAAAUGGGUGUAAGAGGUGGAGAAAAGGAAAAAGAAAGUAAUGGAGACACGCCGAGAACACCUGCAAUCUAUGCAACAAAGAUCAUCAAUGAUGAAGAUGUGGAUUCCGGGGCUUUUAUCUGGCAACCAGCAGCCUAUGUU
Messenger RNA from Mesorhabditis belari, 2379 nucleotides. NCBI's taxonomy places the organism in Eukaryota, Metazoa, Nematoda, Chromadorea, Rhabditida, Rhabditidae. The record is from the annotation of a GenBank genome assembly.